AGUGCGGAUCGCCAGCGGAUUGUGUGUGAAAAAGUGAAACUUCUGGCCGUUGAAAAGCAAUCAAUCAAAAUUCUAAAAUACUUUUGGACGUUUUUUUGUUUUUUGUUCAAAAUUCAAAGCCUAAAAUGCUGUUCCUCACAGCCCGAGUCGAUCACUCGGCGGAGCAGAUCUUCAAAAUCAAGCAACUCAGGCAGCUGGUGGAGAAGUGCGAUGAUCUAGUGGUGGGCACGGAGGACACCCUGCUGACCAAGUUCCUGCACUAUACGCGCUGGGAUACGAUUAAGGCCUUCCAGGCCAUCCACGCCUACUACGACUUCAAGAGGCGCCACCCCACCUGGGUGGCCCGCCAUCCCAUCGAGCACUUUCGUCAGAUAUUCUAUGGCACCCACUGCCGCUACGUAAUGCCCCAGGUGGAUCGAAAUGGACGGGUUCUAGUCGUUUUCAAGACGGUGGACGGGUUCCAGAACUAUCCAGACUAUCUGCAGAGCCUCGUAGAGAUGGACGACCUGAUAUUUGAGUCGCUCCUGCUGUUGCCUCGCGUCCAGGAGAACGGCAUCACAGUCAUAUGCGACCUCCAAGGGACAACGCGGAAUUUUUUGCGGCAAUUUUCGCCAGCUUUUAUGAAGGUGGUGAACGAAAAGAACGGAGUCCUGCCCUUCAGCCAGCGAAUCGUACAUAUUAUCCAGCGCGGGUUUCUCAUGCACGUGACCUCCACGCUUUUUAUGCCCUUCAUGAACAAGGAGUUUAAGGAAAGGAUCUUCACCCAUGAUGGGAAAAACCUCAGCAAACUGCGCGAAAUGGUUGGCUAUGAGAGUCUGCCGGCGGAAUAUGGAGGUCCUGCCACGAAUGUCCUGGAUACAAAUUUGAUUUUCAAUCAUUUAAGCCAAAAUGCCGAGUAUCUGGAAAAGCUACAGACUUACGGGAAGGUCUAGGAGAUUAUAAGAAAAUAUUGUUGGCUAUUUCACCUGAAUUUUGAACAUUAAACAAAAAUA
Molecule: messenger RNA, 992 nt
Organism: Drosophila takahashii
Lineage: Eukaryota; Metazoa; Arthropoda; Insecta; Diptera; Drosophilidae
Product: clavesin-2
Cellular component (GO): membrane
Molecular function (GO): phosphatidylinositol bisphosphate binding
Source: RefSeq, a predicted model, not a curated record